This is a messenger RNA of Acaromyces ingoldii, 1328 nucleotides long. RefSeq lists its product as hypothetical. The record is from RefSeq and is a predicted model, not a curated record. The transcript is spliced from 4 exons. Bases 79 to 1221 code for a protein of 380 amino acids. NCBI's taxonomy places the organism in Eukaryota, Fungi, Basidiomycota, Exobasidiomycetes, Exobasidiales, Cryptobasidiaceae.
GUCCCAUCAUUGCAGCUCGACCUGAACUUGUCGAAAUGUGGCUGCUCCCCACCCCCGUCGCUCUUCAAUAUCUACCCGAUGCAAAUUCGCCAUCGAGGACGAAAGGUGGCAUUGGUCUUCCUCACUAGUGAUAACAUACAGACUUGUCGCUACAGGAGGUGCCGAUUCGAAUUUCACUCCGCCAAGGAUGCGCAUGCCUUCCUAGACCUGAUCUCCGCGUUUGCUAUCGUCGACACGGACCGCUUUACGCGUCGAAAAGCUCGACCCGAUCGCGACUCACCUGUGCUCGAUCAGGGUCGACACUUGUCUGUGAAUCUCCAUCGGUCUAGCCUGCAAGAACCUCUGAGAACCCUACAGGCACAUUCUUCUACAUGCUCACAGGAGCCGGCGUACCACGCCGAAACACAAUCCGACAUUUCCGAAUUAAGUGCGCCGAGCUCACAGGCUCACUCAGACAUUUCGAGGGCGUCCUCGAAGCUUUUGCUUUCUCGAUCGCAAGACGGCGAGUCUCAAGGGGAUGUUGACAUUGUUCCGACAAAUGAUUUGCAAGAUUGCGUUCGGGACGAAAAAUCCGACAAUGAACGACGGUCGGCUUUGGAGGACACUGAACGAGCGCCAUUGAACAUUCCCAAAGGCUCGCACGACUUACUGGCGGAGAGAUCGAGGGCAAGGGGCUUUCUCAACGUCUCACAGUGCUUCAUCGACAGUGUGCAAGCUCACCGCCCAGAUCAGGAAUCUUUGAGGGAGGCCGCGACGGAUGAUUUCGUGUUGAACGGUGAUCGUUGUCCCGAUAAGUCGACACCAGUCGACGCGCAGGAUGAGACCCCGAAGGACACAACAGAAGAAGAGGGCGCAAUCGACGCAUUUGAGAUCGACCCUGGCUACAACAAAUUACAAGGUGGAAUGCCAAGUAGGGUAAUUCUGUCCGACGCUAUCGCCAAAAGGAGUCUGGAUGGCGCUGAAGCGACAGAAGAGAGAAAGGACCGCAAGAGAGCUCGCAGCAGUCCGUCACUUGAAUCGACAGCCUUCGACUGGGAAAAUGCAAUCAGCUCGAGAAGUGACGGAUCCGACGUUCAUCCGUCAAAGAAGCGUAAGAUAGUGGACGAACGCCCGAUCUCGACGGACGAACCGGCACAGUCAGCAGAGGAACCGGUGAGAGGCAGUCUGGUAUGCGAGCCGAGGGUGAGUCUUUUGACGCGGGUGCCCCUCAGGACUUCGUGAUCACUGGGUUCAAGCGUGCUUCAAAUUCUCAACAAAACCCGAUCCGUCUCUUAUAGGUCUGCGGUCACCAUGCUUCUUUCUGCCCUGCAAAAUGCUCAGUAUUGCCG